UCAGAGGGGCGGGGGGCACAGGGGUGAGACAGCUAGACAGGAAGACAGAUCCACAUCGAUGAGACCGAGGUAGAGAACCGCCAUCGAACUUCGCGGCCGCAGAGUUAGUUCGGUUGUUUUUCUUCUUUCCACCUUUAAGCGUCAUUACGCGCACCGAUUCCACUGCUCUCCAAGAAACCCCAAGAAGAUGCCCAAAUCCUCACCCUGCGUAUUCCCGUGGUCCUCCCUGUGGCUGGCAUCUUUGAUUACGUUGGUGGUGCAGUCGGUGCUCUCUUCCUCCUACUCGUCUUCUUCCUCUUCGUACCAGAGACCUGCAGCCGGUGAUAAGCGGCCGGGCUUCAUGGAGAGGACGUUGGUCCUCCUGGAUGUCAACACCCGCAGUCCGAUCAGAGUCCUCAACGACAACUUUCUGUCUUUGCAGCUGGAUCCAUCGAUCAUCAAAGACGGUUGGCUGGACUUCCUCAGCUCCAAGCGCCUGGUGACCCUGGCGCGCGGCCUGUCGCCUGCGUUCCUGCGCUUCGGCGGAAAAAGAACCGACUUCCUGCAGUUCAACAACCAGAAGAACCUCGCCAAGUUCAGAGGACCAGGACCGGACUACUACCUGAAGAACUACGAGGACGAUAUAGUGCGCAGUGACAUUGCAUUGGACAAACAGAAUGGCUGCAAACUGGCCAACCACCCGGACAUAAUGCUAGAGCUGCAGAGGGAGAAGGCUGCCACCACACAGCUCGUCCUGCUGAAGGAGCAGCUGUCCAACAUCUACAGCAACAUUACAAUAACAGCCAGGUCUUUAGACAAACUGUACAACUUUGCCGACUGUGCUGGUCUGCACCUGAUCCUGGGGCUCAACGCGCUGCACAGAAACCCGGACAACUCGUGGAACACCUCCUCCACCCUGAGCCUCCUCAAGUACGGCGCCGGCAAGAAGUACAACAUCUCCUGGGAGCUGGGCAACGAGCCUAACGCCUACCGCAGCAUGGUGGGUCGCGCGGUCAACAGCACCCAACUGGCUCAGGACUACACCAAACUGCGGACUCUGCUGCAGUCUGUGCGCUACUACCACCGAGCUCACCUCUUCGGCCCCAAUGCAGGACGACCCCGGAAGAACGCCAUCCUGCUGCUGGACGGGUUCAUGAAGAACGCUGGCUCUGUUGUAGAUGCAGUUACGUGGCAACAUUAUUACAUGGAUGGCAGAGUGAACAAAGCGGAGGACUUCCUGAAAACACGUCUUUUGGACACACUGACAGAGCAGAUCACCAAAGUCACCAAGGUGGUGAACGCUCACACUCCUGGUAAGAAGGUGUGGCUCGGUGGACUGGGGCCAGCGUGGGCAGGAGGUAUCAAUAACCUCUCUGACACAUACGCAGCUGGAUUUCUGUGGGUGAACACGCUGGGGAUGGCUGCUGUGCAGGGGAUUGAUGUUGUCUUGCGUCACUCGUUCUUUGACUACGGAUACACGCAUCUUGUGGACCAGCAUUUCAACCCGUUACCCGAUUACUGGUUCUCUCUGGUCUUCAAGCGUCUGGUUGGUCCAAGGGUUUUGGGUGUGCGGGUGGCUGGACUGCAGAGGAAACCGCAACCAGGACGAGUCAUCCGAGACAAGCUACGCAUCUACGCCCACUGUACCAGCUACUACAACCAUAACUAUGUGAGAGGGUCCAUAACAAUCUACAUCAUCAACCUGCAUCGAUCGAGAAAGAAAAUCAAGUUGGCGGGAACGUUACGGAACAAGACCGUCCAUCAGUACCUGCUGCAACCCUACGGCACUGAUGGACUCAAAGCCAAAGUAUCCUGGUCCAUUACUAUACGCUGAUGGAACAAGACAAAUGUACUGCUGAGAGACCCAGGUUAUAUCAACUGCACAAGCUUACCAAUCCUAAUAUUGCUCAUAUAAAAUAAACAAAAUGAAAGACCCCAAAUCUUUUUUUCCUCUGAAGAUGAAAACCUUGAUAGUAGCUGUUUUCAUAAAGUAAUUACUUUGUGCUAAAAGUCUGAAAAACAUUGACACGAGGAAAAAGGAAAAUGAGAACUUUCUGGGUCUGAAUUUAAUAAGGUGUUAAACAUAGGUCCUCCGUAAAGCUGCGGUAAAUAACUUUAAUUGAACGUUUUAGGAACAUAAGGUGAGAUUUAUGCCCAGCCAGCUUAAUGGGUGACUACCGCAGUACAAAACACGCAAAUAUACGCUUGCAUGCAGUUACUACAUCUUGUUUUGAUUGAAAUCAGGCUGUACUAAUACUAAUAAAAGUUAAUAAAGCAGAAGAUAAAUGCUAAACCUCUUUUGUCCUUUGUCAGUUAAGACUAGUUGCUAAUUUAUUAUGCAUUAUUUAUUAUAUGGAGCCCUUCACAAAGUCUUCGUUUGAAUUCCUUUUUUUAUUAGCCUUCAACAGAUGUUUUAUUAACACAUUUUUCAUUUUUUACCUAUUCCAUUUUACCUCUCAAUGCUGUCCUCAAUGUAACUCUCCCAUCUAUGAUAUAUUGCAGUCUAUGUAACAAGAUAAUUUAAUUCCUAUUUCCUCAAAAUGUCUUUUAAAAUAAAAGGUUUAUGGUUUCAGUCUCGGACGCUCUCCUCUGAGCCUCUUGGCCUGUUAUUCUGACUCAGACUUAAGCCUCAAAUCCUGGAAUAACAGCCUAAUGACCCGGGACUGUGUGUGCAUGUGUGUGUCUGUCUGUCUUUGUGUUACAUGAUACCUACAUUCGGCCUUAAUAGAGGCUGAGGCAUGAUCCUUUCAAUAACAGCGUAAUGAUGGAGGAUGUUUUAGGUGUUAGAACAGGACUGCGAGGCAAUUAAUAGGAGAGCAAGUUAACGAUGGGCCUUUUUCUGGCAUUAAGUGCUUUCCUUUACCACAGGCAGCGCAGGGAGACUUAUUUAGCAGCACCAGAUGUCUAUAAAUUUGUGUGAGUAGUGGGACUUUUUAAGGUAUUCAGGCCGAGGGAAGGCUUUGAGCGGUUUAGUUUGAUGCAUUAUUUGUCCUUAUUAACCAUAAUUUUAUUUGAUAUUUUAUUGAAUUUAUGGGAAUUUUUAGUCCCUUUAUUACCUGACAUUAUUGUGAACUUUACAAUGUUGCAGGAAAAACUGAUUACAGCAGCACCUGAAAGUUGAAAAGUUGAGCUGUUAGAGGUAACAUUGGCUUUCUUUGGAACGUGACUUAUUAUGUUACAUUUCACAUUUGCUGAUAGUUAAAAUGAAUCAUGCAUGGAUAAAGAUAAAAUAUGUAAAUUGAAAAAAUUGUAAAAGUUAUUCUCAAAAAAAUAAUGCAGCAGGAAUAUAUUACAAAACCUCCUGCUGGAUUUAGUAAAUUUCUGUUGAUUAUUAUGCAAACUUUUUUUGAUAAUUACCCUUGUACUUAUCCUAUUAUCCAUUUGUAAAAGUAUGCACAUUGCACCUUGACUUACAAGUGUGCUGUGUUAAAGCAACUCUUAAAAAACUAUUACGGCUAUAAAAUGAGGUCAUGUUAGGAGAUAAAAGAAAGAAAAGGAGCUAAUUGCCAUUUUUACUAGUUUUUACAAACACCUGGCAGGUGGCUGCACAUUCUGUUUGUCUGUGCAAAGAGAGUAGAGAGAUAAUAAGUUUUAUUUUUGCAUUUAUAGCUAGUGAAGACUGCAUUGGUCUUGGACACAAUUAGAAAAGCAGCAUUUUUCAAUUAGGUCGCAUAUCUAGUUUCAAAUCUUCUUCAGUGCCAAAGCAAAACUAAAAAGAAAACAUUUUUAAGACCCAAGUUAACGAAUUUUAUUUUUGCAUCAUGAGAUAUUGUUGAAGAUAGAUUGAGUUAUAGCAAACUGUAUCUCAGGAAACAAUUGUUUUAAGGAAAGUGACAAGUCAAAUUCUAUCAACAUAAUAUUUUAAUGAAUUGUUUUUGGAAACCAUGUUCCAAAUACGUUAGAAAUCAUUUUUGCAGCUCUGUUAUUGUUACUGCAAGGAGCAGCAGCAGUGAUUGUGGCUGAAAUUUUUUUCUUUGCUUUAGGCAUCAAGUUUCAAUCCAGGCAGUUCCACUCAAAAUGUCAGGUGUUAUGUCUGUGUAGUUGUUUAAUUGCAAAAUUGUAACAGCAGCACCCCCAAGUGUUCAACCAGCAGAGUCAUAAUCCUGACUGCAACUGCAGGAAAUUAUUCAGAUUCUCUGUCUUUGAGGUGUAAAGCCUCGUUUUUCUCCAUUUUUAUGUGCCAGAAGGCAGGUGAGGAGCAAAAUCAGAAGUUUGUGAAGUUUGGUGAUGAAACUGAAGCACACUGAGGAAGGAGAGUCUGUAUUUCCUGCCUUCUUCUCUUCGCAGACAUGUCCAGCUGAAUGGGGAGAAGCUGCUCAUGGUGGACAAUGAGACCUUCCCGGAGCUGAAGCCUAAGACACUGAGGGCUGGAAGGACAAUAGCGAUGCCGCCCAUGACCAUAGGCUUUUAUGUCAUCAAAAACAUUAACGC
Molecule: messenger RNA, 4410 nt
Organism: Amphiprion ocellaris (clown anemonefish)
Lineage: Eukaryota; Metazoa; Chordata; Actinopteri; Pomacentridae
Gene: hpse2
Product: heparanase 2
Exons: 12
Coding region: 188-1813 (541 amino acids)
Cellular component (GO): extracellular matrix; membrane
Molecular function (GO): hydrolase activity, acting on glycosyl bonds
Source: RefSeq, a predicted model, not a curated record